CUGUUUCAAGAAAAUAUAAAAUCCAAAUACCUGAAAAUACUACCUAUUUACCUUUGAAUGAACAUAAUAAUAAUAGCAUUGAAGCUGUUACUGAUAAUAUCAUUAAUAUCCAAAGAGAAAAAGAAAGGUCUAAUGA
Molecule: messenger RNA, 136 nt
Organism: Racocetra persica
Lineage: Eukaryota; Fungi; Glomeromycota; Glomeromycetes; Diversisporales; Gigasporaceae
Source: the annotation of a GenBank genome assembly